Messenger RNA from Cordyceps militaris CM01, 789 nucleotides. RefSeq lists its product as uncharacterized. Bases 1 to 789 code for a protein of 262 amino acids. The transcript has a single exon. NCBI's taxonomy places the organism in Eukaryota, Fungi, Ascomycota, Sordariomycetes, Hypocreales, Cordycipitaceae. The record is from RefSeq and is a predicted model, not a curated record.
AUGGCCGACGCCAUUCACAUUGUUAACGGCUUCAGCCUCACCAAUCGCUGGCUACUCUACACGUCCUUUAUGCUCGCGCCGGCGCAGUUCAUCGGCGGCGUCGCCAACAACUGCCCCUCCAACAUUGGCUUCCUCGCGUACAACUGGUACACGCAGAUCCAGUGGUACCAGGCGUGCCAGGCGCGCGAGCUGCACGCGUUGUCGCUGCUGCCGGUGCACUUCAACUUCAUCUACGCCUUUAGCUACCUCGGCGGCAUCACCUCGGGCAACAUCUUCAUGGGCGUCCUGCUCGGCCUCGGCACCGCCGGCGUCAUGGUCCUCAACACCGUCUCCGCCUGGGUGUCGUGGGCGACGAGCCAGCCCGAGGGCUUCGGCGUCUACCAGUUCUUCUUCUUUGGCUGGCGCACGCUGAGCCCCGGCUGGCACAAGUUCAUCAUGGUGUGGAUGAUUGGCGACUCCCUCAUGGCCUUUACGUGCAUCGUUGUCGCCAUCGGCGUCGCCAUCUACGUCGCGCUCAAAGACGAGGAUGACCUGCUCGAUAUCCUCGAUGACCAGAGAUACAUGUCGACCGCGUCGCAGUUCCAGGCGCUGCGCUAUCCGGCCAUCAUCCUCGGCGCCGCCCUGAUGCUCGUGUUUGGGUGGCCCGUCAUCAUGUGGACGGAGCUGAUUGUCGCGCGCAACCACAUCCACUCCGACACGGACUGGGUCGCCGUCUGGCUGUUUGUCGCACAGGUCGGGACCAUGGUGGUGCCGAGCUGCGGCAAGAAGCUGAGCUGCUUCGGGAAGUAA